CGCCUCUCCGCCAUCAUCGCCGCCCAGGUCCUGAAGCAGGCCCACCAUGAAUGCCUCAAAUCCGACGCGCAGAAGCCGCGGUCACUUCCGUUCCCUAGGUCCGUGUCGCCGUAUAUUUCUCGCCGGAAGUCGGACACCGCCGCCGCCACGUGGCAGAUCCAGGGGCGGUUCUACAGCACCCCCCACGUGGGGCCCACCGGCUCGAUCACGGUCGAAAUUAAGAGCAGCUCGACCGGUAGUGGUGGUGUGGGUGGGAGAUUCUCUUCUCUGAUUUCCGGUCUGUUCAGAUCGAAAUCGGAUAAGCCGGAUUCAAACCACGGUCCGGUUCCCGAUCCUAGGGUUACGGUCGAUUCAUGCUCGGCUAAUCCUUCGUGGUUCUCCACCAUUAUCCGCGGCGGCCGGAAAAAGAAGAUUCGGAACUUCUCGAUCGACAAAAACCCUACCGGAACGCAGCCAAGGCGGACUUGCCGGAUUCGCGACAGAGGAAUGUCGCCGGAAACCUACCCCCCGGACGACGAUGAACAUUGCCACGGCGGAUCAAGCGGAUACUCGUCGGAUUCCUCCCCAGGGUGGAAGCAGACACCGCGGAUGACGCCGGCGUCGACGCGGCGCGGCGGAGGUAGGGCGGCGGCGGCGGGGCACAGCAGCAACAACAUAUCGGCGUUCGCGUUCUGUCUGAGCCCCCUGGUUAGGGCCAGCCCGAACCGUCAGUGGAGUCAGAAGGGAGCGCCGCUGGAGAUGGCGGUGGCCGGAGAAUCUAGGGCUCCGGCGAAGCCGCACUUGUCCACAGCGGCGUCGUUUUGCAAGAACAGAUCCCGUAAACUCGCCGAUUUUGGGAGGUACAACUACGACCCGCCUGCACAUUGA
This is a messenger RNA of Erythranthe guttata (spotted monkey flower), 867 nucleotides long. NCBI's taxonomy places the organism in Eukaryota, Viridiplantae, Streptophyta, Magnoliopsida, Lamiales, Phrymaceae. The record is from RefSeq and is a predicted model, not a curated record.